Molecule: messenger RNA, 1500 nt
Organism: Pseudozyma flocculosa PF-1
Lineage: Eukaryota; Fungi; Basidiomycota; Ustilaginomycetes; Ustilaginales; Ustilaginaceae
Exons: 3
Coding region: 1-1500 (499 amino acids)
Molecular function (GO): peroxidase activity
Source: RefSeq, a predicted model, not a curated record
AUGCGCUUCACCCUUCCCCUCCUCACGGCGGUGAGCGCAGGACUCUCCGUACUGCCCUCAGCCUUCGCCUUCCCGCACAUCCAGGAGCAGGCGGACAAGGCCAACACGACUCUGUCGGCGCGCUCGCUCUCCGAGGGCAUCAAGCUGUGUCCGCAGCUGCGCGCCCGCAUGGAGGCGGCAGCUUCCAACUCGGCCUCGAAGCUCUCGAAGCGCGACCCGGACUCGGUCAUCAACCCGAACGCGUUCAAGUUUGACGAGGCCGCGCAGCGCAUCGAUGUCAGCGGCUCGCACGAGUGGCGCGCGCCGCAGCCGGGCGACAUCCGCGGGCCCUGCCCCGGGCUCAACGUGCUCGCCAACCACGGCUACUUUCCGCGCAACGGCGUCGUCAAGCUCGAGACGGCCAUCGAGGUCGUUGAGCAGGUCUACGGAAUCAGCCCGGACCUCGGCGGCUUCCUCAGCGCGUACGCGACCAUCUUCACCGGCAACGUCCUCGAUACCGAGUGGAGCAUCGGCGGGCCCUUCACCUCGUCCGGCCUCGGUGGGCUGACCAACCUGCUUGCGGGAGAGCCCGGCGGUAUCAAUACGCACAAUGUCUACGAGGGCGACGCCUCAGUCUCGCGCCGAGACUACUACGAGCCGGGCGCCAACCACGACAAUGUCAACGUGUACCUGCCCUACUUCCAGUCGGUCGUCGACAUUGCCGGCGACGACCGCACGCGCGGCAAGGACGUCUACACGCGCGACGUGCUCGCCAAGCACCGCUGGGAGAGGUUCCAGACCAGCAUCGCCAAGAACCCCAACUUCUUCUACAGCCCGUUUGGCGGUCUGGUCGUGACGACGGCCGCGCACGAUUUCAUCGUCAACUUUAUGGCCAACAACACCGCCGACGAGCAGGGCAACAACCGCAUCUACCUGGACGAGCACAACCUCUUUCCCUUUUUCAGCAUCAAGCGCGAUCCCAAGUCGGGCGAGCUGAUCUACACGCCGGGCCACGAGCGAUUCCCAGAGGACUGGUACCGGCGUCCGUUGGCGGCGCAGUUUGGGCUGGCGGAUGUGGUGACCAACCUGCUCAAGUCGGGCGCCGAGCACACGGAGCUCCUCUCCGUCGGCGGCAAUACGGGCAGCGUCAACAGCUUUGCCGGCCUCAACGUCGGCAACCUCACCGGCGGACUGCUCAACACGGCCAAGCUCCUCGACGACCCCGCGGCGCUGUCGUGCUUCCUCUACCAGGCCACCGUCGAGUCCCUCAUCCCCACCCAGCUCCGAUUCCUCUACAAGGACCUCACGGGCGUCCUCGACCUCGUCGACCACUUCAUCGGAGGUCCCCUCAAGAAGCUCGCCGACACCUUCCCCAACUGCGACAGGGUCAAGGUCGACUACUCUGGCGCCGACAAGUUCCCCGGUAGCAAGAUCCAGUCCGGAGGAAAGACGGGCCUCCUCGGCGCUCUCCUCGGUCAGAAGACGAGGAACGUCAAGCAGCAGCAGAGGCGCAGCGCCUGA